AUGUCGCUGGUGGACUACGCUUCUUCCUCAGACGACGACGUAUCGGAAGCCGAAGUUGAACAACAACAAGAGGAAAACGUACAGCCACAAAUCUCCAUACGGCAACCUUCUCCUCCUCACCCUCAUCCUAAUCUCCGGGUUCAAAAAUUUAAUGUUUCUAUUCUUUUAAUAAUCCUAGCUGCUCGUUAUUUUAGAUCGGAGUCGUCUUCGUCGUCGAAAAAUCGGCCAGAAAUUGCUGCACCUUUGUCGUUACCACCGCCGUUCGAAUCUUUUGAAAAGCUUCCAGAUGCUUCAAUGCUCUUGAAUUCAACCACUGUCUCAGUGGUUGGUGGAAAAGACCACGCUUCACGCGUUGCAGCUGCAAUGGCUGAAAGUGCAACACGCAAGAGAGACUCUAAUGGCUUGCCUUCCACUCUCCCCCGAAGUAAAAUCCCCAAAGGGACCUUGCCACAUUCCAAGAAUGUCCUCGACACUGCCGGUGGUUUGCUAGUUCCACCUCAGCUCAGUGGAAGGAGCAAUAUUGUGACGGAAGAUAUGACCAAGCUGUUUGUUAGAAGACAGGCGGAACCUUCCUCUCAGUAGAGGAUCUCUAAAUUAGUGGUAAUAGCUUUGUGUGUUACAUUGUUGUAGCUUUUUGGAUAAUGAAUGACACAAACUUGUGGAAAAUGUUUCAAGGAUUUUGUUUGUGUAAAUGUAAAGAUGUAUUUAUUUACCCUUGAAAUUCUUUCUUCUAAUGGUGGUGGUAAUGAGAUUAACAUUCAUUGAAAUUGUUGCAAAAAUCAAUUGGAGAGGUGAGCGUAGCCUUGGCUUUGCUAUUUGAUUGACAAGUAGACAUCCAUUGAAAGUUCACUAGUUUAUUUGAA
Molecule: messenger RNA, 863 nt
Organism: Pistacia vera
Lineage: Eukaryota; Viridiplantae; Streptophyta; Magnoliopsida; Sapindales; Anacardiaceae
Exons: 3
Coding region: 1-582 (193 amino acids)
Source: RefSeq, a predicted model, not a curated record